GAGCCCGGGCCUCUUUCAGAACGUUCCAGCCGCCGCUACAGCAGCCAUGGCCCCGCCCUGGGUGCCCGCCGUGGGCUUCACGCUGGCCCCCAGCCUGGGCGGCUUUCUCGGCUCUCGCUUCGUGUACGGCGAGGGCCUCCGCUGGUACUCCGGCCUGCAGAAGCCCUCCUGGACCCCGCCCCGCUGGGCGUUCGGCCCCAUCUGGGGCACGCUCUACUCGGCCAUGGGGUAUGGCUCCUACAUGAUCUGGAAAGAGCUUGGGGGCUUCUCAGAGGAGGCCAUGGUACCCCUGGGCCUCUAUGCCGGGCAGCUGGCCCUGAACUGGUCCUGGACCCCAAUCUUCUUUGGCACCCACCAAAUGGGCUGGGCUCUGGUGGACCUCCUGCUGACAGGUGGGGUGGCCACAGCCACUGCUAUGGCCUGGCACCGCGUGAGCCCAUCGGCUGCCCGCCUGCUGUACCCGUACUUGGCCUGGCUGGCCGUCGCGACCCUGCUCAACUACACUGUGUGGAAGGAGAACCGUGGGCGGCGCAGUGGCCGGCAGUCCCCGGAGUGAGGGUGCCCCGCUGAGGGCUGCCCGCCAGGAGCCCACCGUGGUGGUGACUGUCAUGGCCACGAGCCCGCUGCUCUGCAGGAGUCACCAGCAGGCUCGGGUGGUCCGUGCUGAACCCCCGCCGAGCUGGGCUCCGGAGCAGCAACCUGUGCUGCUGGCCAGAGAGGAGCGCCUUUGAGGUGCGUGGAGUUUGAGAAGCAAAUAAAGUUUGUCACCUCCUU
Molecule: messenger RNA, 774 nt
Organism: Echinops telfairi (small Madagascar hedgehog)
Lineage: Eukaryota; Metazoa; Chordata; Mammalia; Afrosoricida; Tenrecidae
Gene: TSPO
Product: translocator protein
Exons: 3
Coding region: 47-556 (169 amino acids)
Cellular component (GO): membrane; endoplasmic reticulum
Molecular function (GO): cholesterol binding
Source: RefSeq, a predicted model, not a curated record